CCUGUUUACACCAAUCACUGUUUCCGGUGGCCCUCCAUUUCUAUCAAACAGGUCUUUCCGGUUGAACUUAAAUUAUUACAGAAACUAUGUUUCGAGGAAAAUAGAAAACAAAUUCUACAUAAAGUUCUGUUAUCUACCUGUUUAACAUUCUUUCUUUAGCAACAUUGCUGGCAUCUAUCUACUUAAAGUGCUGAUAUCUAUCUUUAAAAACAAACAAAGAAUUAUCUACCUUUUUUUUAAAAUUGCUGUCAGUUACCGUUAUGAAAGUAUUAGUAAGUGCCUAUGUGGAAGUGCUCUUAUUUUUUAAAUUUUAAAUCAGAUUAUCAAACAAAGGAACAUUUGAGAAUAUCUCAGAAAUGCAUUUGAUUGUCUUAUUCAUAGUUCUCUACCAUUGCUUUGGUACCCCAGGUGUGGAAGGAGCCUCAUGUACAACAUCCUCAACAUGCCAGACUACAGACUACACUUUGUCCUCAUGCAGCAGCAACACCUGCGGCUGUCUGAACUCCUCCUUCGUAGCUAUACGUUCCGGAUGUGGACUCCAGCUGGAUAAACCCUUGAUAACGACGGGUAUCUACAGCAAUCAAGUGAUACUGGGUCAACCUUUCACCCUGUCAUGUUACACUGACGGAGCAAGUACUUACGAAUGGAAGAGAGGCUCAACUGUACUUACCUCUACAGCCAACACUCACUCUGAAACAGCAGCCAGUUCUUCGAACGUCGGUUCCUUUACGUGCCAAGGAAAAGGAGUAGAUUCAGUUUUUGUAUCGCCAGUGAGUGACAGUCUGACCUUGACCUUGUUGGGAACAGGAGCAACAACUACAUCAGCUAUACAGCCAAUCCUAGUUUUGGAUGUGACUACACCUGUGCUCAGUGGCGCAACAGUGACACUGUCUUGUACUAAUAUACCUAUAGGGUACACACCUGCCGAUGUUAAAUACAAGGUCAAUAAUGUAGCUAUUCCUGGUACUGGUACUCAUACUACUGUGACUAUAGACUCCACCAAUGCAGGUAAAGAUGCUAUCUGUGAACUGACCACUCCAUCUUCAGUUGUGACCUAUACAAGUCCAACCAGUGCUGCUGUUAAACUACCAACUUUAGUCACCAACAUCCAGUCUGUCAGUGUGACCACGUCUUCAGGCCAGACAGUGACGGAAGUGAUAAGUUACACAUCAGUCCCACUGACAUGUUCCAUCUCACCUAGUGCCGCUUCUGUGACCUAUGUCUGGAAAAAAGACGGGUCGGUUAUAGACUUAGCCACGUCUCCAACAUAUACAGCUACAGUGUCUGCUAAUUACACUUGUACAGCACAGAUCUCUGGCCAAUCAGUUGUGCCAUCCAGCAAUCAGGUCAAAGUGACUACCAGUAGCAGUUCUCUCAAAAGUAGCUCGGACAUACCAGUCAAAGGUGGCCGUGUCAUACUGACAUGCGGAGAUAUACGCACUGAUGGCACGACCUAUUCAUGGACCAAAGAUAGUAAUGGCAUAGUCCGACAGUUUGACCGCAGGCUUCAAAUAGACAAUGUCGACACUGCAGACAACGGAAUAUACGCAUGUGAAGCAGUUGGCAAUCAGUUUUACAUGAUCUCAAACUCAAAGACAUUAACUAUGCAAACUACUAUAUCAAAACCGUUCAUUUCAUCAUUCGGAUCAUUCCCAUGUGGUGAUCGCUUUGGUGAGAAAGGCGACUACUGGCUACUGUGUGUUACCUCAUCAGAGACUAUAGGGAUGACCUACGAGUGGACAGUUAAAGGCGUGGUGUCCACUACAGUCACCAACAAGUAUUACAGCCUACCUUCUAUAACAAGUCUCAACAAUGGCGACUAUACUUGUAAAGCCAAGUUUGGAAGUGUAACCAGCGACUCCAGUGCUACAAAAACAAUUACUGUUACAAAACCUGGCUUGCUCUGUUACCAUGACAACGUGUGCAUUGCUGCCAAGACUGGCUACACAGGGAAAUGUGACACCAACGACAGGUGUACAUGCUCUGAUGGCUACUGGCAGGAGGGAGAGAUCUGCACAAAUGGAGUCCUGGCAGUCAUGAGCUCUACCUUCACAAUGGCAGCCAUCUUACUUCUGACAAAGCUCAUCUAGAAGGAAAGCCAAGCUUAGUGUCCAUCUUUUAUUUUAACAUCAUCAGAGACAUGCACAGUUAUGUAAUUAAAUACCAAUUUAGCUUAUUGUAUCUUAAACUAGUGUAAACAUUGAAGCUGUUAUUGUAGUGGUUAGGAUUUUAAAAGUAUUGAGGAUAGAUGUGUUAUACCAAAACUGAAUAGCUUACUCUUGAAAUACAGCUUAAUUCGAUUAUUCGGGAGGCAAUUGUUUUGGUCCUAAUAACCGGCUUGUCUGAUUAGCAGGAUUUAACUGUAGAAUAAGAUUAUUGUUUCGGUGUUUUAAAAAUUGUUCUGAUUAAGCGGCGGCAGGUUCGAUUAACCGAUGGCCAAGUUUAUCGACAGGUGUGACUUUAUUUCUUAUCUAGGUAUUUGUUGAAAAAACAAAAGAAAAAAAAAUAAUUUUGAUAAAGUAAUCUAAGUAGUUAUUUGUUGAUCGAGGUUUAAAUAUAGAUAUAAAUAUAGAUAUAAAAACAAAGACUUAGAUCCUCCCGCACCAUUCGAAGCUUUGGGCUGCACGUGGGGGCACCCAUUACAUAUUAAGCCAAUGCUAUGUUAACUUGCUAUUUAUGUUGUUAUGUAAAUUAGUGACCAUGUUACAUGUAUGCCACCCAUCAGACUUAUAUAUUUAUAAAGUACAUUAUCUCAUGUCAUGAUGUCGAAUGUCAAAAAGAGGCCAAGCUCCC
This is a messenger RNA of Biomphalaria glabrata, 2793 nucleotides long. RefSeq names its product carcinoembryonic antigen-related cell adhesion molecule 5-like. The transcript has 13 exons. Bases 357 to 2090 code for a protein of 577 amino acids. The record is from RefSeq and is a predicted model, not a curated record. NCBI's taxonomy places the organism in Eukaryota, Metazoa, Mollusca, Gastropoda, Planorbidae.